ACAGCAAAGAAGAAAGUAUUUCUACUCCCUGAUGGCUCUGGGUCUGGCAUGGCAUACAUGUCCGUUCCACCAAUUGAUCCAAGUGUUUGUCUAUAUGGAAUAAACAGUCCAUAUCUCUAUUCCCCUGAGUUUUUCAACGGUACAAUAGACGAUUUAGCUCGAAUAUGGACAGCAGAGAUACAAAGAAUUCAGCCAAAGGGCCCGUACACCCUCGGUGGCUGGUCAGCUGGGGGGUAUUUUUCGUUUGAAGUCUCCAAGCUCCUCAUAGGCAAGGGGGAGCAUGUUGAGAAGAUCAUACUAAUUGAUUCCCCUUGUCGACUAUUUUUCGAGGCCUUGCCCACCAAGGUAGUGGAGUGCCUUUCGAGUCACAACCUGAUGGGAAAUUGGAGUGGCGGAGGCACGCCAAAAUGGCUGGUCAAAAGCUUUGUGUCAACUAUUGGCGCUGUGGAAAAGUAUAUGCCAACUCCAAUGGUAAUCCCAAAGGGUGCGGCAGCUCCAGAAGUCUUCAUAAUCUGGGCAUCAGAUGGGGUCUUCCCGAAAGGUGUAGAAGCAUACCCAGAGCUGGAUAUGAACGUGAGAGUCACACGGUUUUUAGUCAACCAGAGAACCGAGUUCGGUCCACUUGGCUGGGACAAACUGUUUCCUGGGCAGAAUAUUUCCAUUGCGAAAAUGCCAGGCAGCCAUUUCAUGAUAGUUCAUCCGCCAAAUGUGAGCGUG
Messenger RNA from Trichoderma virens Gv29-8, 717 nucleotides. RefSeq lists its product as uncharacterized. Lineage: Eukaryota; Fungi; Ascomycota; Sordariomycetes; Hypocreales; Hypocreaceae. Gene Ontology annotation, biological process: biosynthetic process. The record is from RefSeq and is a predicted model, not a curated record. The transcript has a single exon. The annotation marks the transcript as partial.